Messenger RNA from Funneliformis caledonium, 957 nucleotides. The record is from the annotation of a GenBank genome assembly. NCBI's taxonomy places the organism in Eukaryota, Fungi, Glomeromycota, Glomeromycetes, Glomerales, Glomeraceae.
AUGGCUAGUUUAUUAUUGAUGAUUUGGUUAUCGGUUAAUGGGGUGAAUGGUGGAGAAAAUCUCAAAGAGUGUGUAAGUCAUGAUACAGGAUUCUACAGUCAAUAUGAUACAGUGGUGAAUUUUGCUAGUAACAUAGCUGAUAAACAAUUAUUUUGUUGUAAUGUUCCUAUUGGUAGUACAGAUGUAGGUUGCUCUCCCAUGUCUCCUAAUUGUCCUUAUUAUCCUAAUUAUUUUCGCGGACAAUGUAAUACAAUUGGUCAAUCUAAAUUUUGUGUUACUCAAGCUCCUGAGGGAUUUUAUGUUCAAUCUUCAAGCCAAAAAAUUAAUCUGCCUGGUGGUUUAUGUGGCGGUAUAAUUGGCAAUAAUUCUCCUACUAAUGCAACAGUUGGAGAAUGCCCCAACGCAAGCGCUAUAAGUAAUACUUUAGUGAACCAAAGAACAGCUGCAACAUUUAGUUGGUUAUGUUGUGGUAAAGAUACUUGCAGGGUUCCGGCUAAUGUGCAAGUAACAAACACAUUGUCAGCUAUCACUGGUUGUUUUAGUGAUGAAUGGAGUAUGAUGUGCUUUAAUGACAAUGGUGGUUGGGGUUGUACUGGUAAUGUAAGCCCUAAUAUUGAAAACAUUACUCUUCCAAUAGGUAGUUGCGUAGUGCAAGUAGUUUUUCCGAGAAGUGAUACUACUAGUCCCAGUUCUAGCAGUGAUGUUUCAAAACCGACUAGCAGUGAUAUUUCAAAACCGACUAGCUCAGGAAUUUCUAAACCUUUUGGACGGAAUUAUUCGAUUUCAUCGAUUUUAAAGAUUGUGAUACCAGUCUUGGGAGUUUUGUUUGUAUUAGUAGCAAUUAUCUAUUUCGUUUUCGUGAGAAAUAGAAAUACUACCGUCACUAACGUGCAAACGAACCUUGAACCUAAAAGAGGAUACAUCCAUCACCAUAUAGAUUGGACAGAAAGAGUAUAG